This is a messenger RNA of Xenia sp. Carnegie-2017, 2559 nucleotides long. Its product is annotated as zinc finger protein 260-like. Lineage: Eukaryota; Metazoa; Cnidaria; Anthozoa; Malacalcyonacea; Xeniidae. The transcript has 9 exons. The coding region runs from base 216 to 2366 and encodes 716 amino acids. The record is from RefSeq and is a predicted model, not a curated record.
UGUUCGUAUUUGAAGAAAACAUUUUGACUGUUUCGAGAAUCUCUAUUCCUUCAAUUUCACUUUUGAUGAUAUCAUUCAUUGAAAAUGCAAGACUAGUGAAUGCUCUAAUGUAGUAUACCAUAGGUUUUUUGGGAUAUCUUUUGCAAUAUAGAGCAUAUUGUUACAUAAAACGACGACUCGUAUUUUACAACCGGUGGGGACGAACAAGAUUGCUCAUGACAUCAGACCAAGGAAACUUUCCAGUGUCAAAUGAGACAAUGAUGGAUAAAAUGCCAUUGAAUCCUACGACACACGACAUUGUAAUGUCAGAACCUGAGACAAUGCAAGUGGAAGAAAUUGUUGAAGAUGAGUUUGAUUUGCAUGUUUGUGGAAAAUGCAAGGCAGAAUUCACAAACAUACAACUCUAUGUCGACCACAAACGUCUUGUGUGUUCAAAGCAAAGUACAAACAAAACACCGGACCUUUCCAGCAAGGAUAGAAAAAUUGAACACAGUCCACCAAAACAUGUUAUUAAUGGCACAGAGAGUGUCACUACAAUUCUUGAACCUCAAGUUCAAGGAUUUUGUGAAACAAUCAUUGAAGAUAGUGGAAUAGUUGUGGAAGCACAAGAGACAGGCACGCAACAAGAAAUCAUCAAGGCAGCCAGUGCAUCAGAGCACCCCCAUGUUGAAGUUGAUAAAGAGAUGAAGGAAAACAGUGUUCAGCCUCAACCUACGGUUAUUGAUGCCAGCAAUCUUACACCUGAUGAAAAUGGCAUCUACAAAUGCGGAGUUUGCCCAAAAGAGUUUGACCAAGGCAACUCCAUGGUUGUCCAUCAGUACAUUCACAAGAAGUUUCAUCAAUGCUGUGAUUGCAAAAGGUCCUUUGUGUCACUGGAGAAUCUAAACAAACACAAAAGGGAGUUCAAACACGUUUUCAAAUGUAGAAUUUGUGAAGUGGAGUUUCCAAAUCAAGAAACUUGUAAAAAACACAAAGCUGAGCACUUCAGACAACAUGAAUGCAUAGAUUGUAAAAAAAGUUUUUAUACGGAGAAAUCUUUGCUUCGUCAUCGUGAGAAAGUUUUGCAUAAUCUUCCAUGUCCUGAGUGUGGUAAAAUAUGCCGUGAUAAACAUGCGUUAAGCAAACACCGAGAGUCCCACCUGCAAAUUAAGUCACAUACCUGCGAUUGGGAAAACUGUGACAGAGGAUUUCGCAGUGCCUCGGAGCUCCUAAAACACAAGAAAUGUGUUCAUCUUGGUAUAAAGGAACAUAAAUGCCAGGAGUGUGGUAGAGAAUUUGCGCGUAAAGAUAAAUUAAACCGUCAUAUGCUUAUUCACUCACCGAACCGUCCAACUUUUGCCUGUCCUUUCAAAAGCUUCACCGGUUGUCAAAAGACCUUCUACCGCAAAGACAAACUACAGCGCCAUAUUUUCGCUCAUUCGAAAGAAAAACCUUUCAAAUGUGAAACUUGUCACAAAGUGUUCGCCAGAAAGGACAACUUGAACGAACACAUGCGCAUACACACGGGAGACUUCAAGCAUCGUUGUCCCGUAUGUAACAAAGGUCUGGGUGGUCCCAAGAAGCUUUUUUUGCACAUGCAACAAAAACAUUCUGGGGUCAACGAAGUGAUACCUGAUAAACCAACGAUGGUUAGUGAAAGCGUUCUUCUUGCAACGAGCCAAGCCGCAUCUGUCAUACCCGCAGCCACUACAAUGGUAGCUUCGACACAAAGUGCAGACGACAGUGCUGCUGCAUCGUGGGUACAAGAAAAUAUCACUGGAGAGAACAAGACUACUGAGAAUGCAAACGUUGGAAAAGGCACCGUAACGACCGAAAAUGCUUCUGGUAUAGCUGAAGGUUACCAACGAGAAGGGGAUACCGCUGACACAACAGACUAUCAAACGAUAGUUGAGGAAGAAUCUUCUCGUGUAUCUAAUUACCCAUCAAAUCAGCAGGAAGUUGAACAUCCCCCUGUAGGUGAUCAUGAAGAAUAUCAACAUGAACCUGAAGUCAUCCAUCCCUCAGAAGUAUCCGAGCCCACUGUUCAGCAGCCAACAGUUGAACAAAGCGCGAUUUUACACCAGCAAGCGAUUCAAAUUGAGCCUUCCCAAAAUACGUUGCAGGUUGCAAUCCAGCCAAUGAUCGAGCAAGCAGAGGUGCAUGAUGAACCGCAGCAGAUUGUAAUACAAGCACAGGCGAUGGUCAUUCCUCAGAACCAGGGCUCUCCACCGCGUGUCUCCGUUCAUUAUCUAUCGUCUAACACCACGUCUCAACCUCAAGAUUCCUACGUGCCUGCGAUAAAUCAAGCAAGUGUUUCGCAAAGUGAUUCUGCGUUACUUCAUGAAGUGUUAAGUGAAUUGGCCACAAGAUCGUUGUUUAACGCUUGAAGAAAAUCUUCCUAACAAUGUAUACAAAAUUUUAAAAUCUUUAUCAUAGAGUGGACUUCGGCCAAGCACAUAUAUGUAGAAAUGCAGAUAUAUUGUUUUUGAUGUUGCGCCUGUGAGGAAUUAUUAGAAAUUGAAAGAACGGUUUUUACAUUACAAAUGCUGUAACUAUCGCAAUAAAUAUACACAUACAACA